AUGAAUAUUGCAAAUUUAUUCACUACUAAAUUCGAUGAAUGUGAUGAAAGUAAAUGGCAACAGGAAAUACGGUUAGAACCGGAUAGAUCAAUCAGUGGUGCAUUAGCAUUUCGAUUAACCGGAAGCAAAACACGUGGUGUUUUCAUACAGUACGUGAAUCAAAAAUCUAACCAGUUUUAUAUUUCAUAUAUUUCGAUAUUUCGAUCUAUGUUACAGUCAAAAAUUCUCUACAAAGGUGAUCAAAUACUAAAAGUGAAUGGCGUUGACGUACGACGUUUGACGUGUGAUCAAAUUGUUAAUAUUCUACGCUUAGCUGUAUAUAAUAAUGGUUAUGCAUUAGUACAAGUUAAUCGUCAAAUACGAUUGAAAGAGAAUGUAUCAGAUGAAAAUGGUAACUUAAAUCAUUGUUAUCCGGCAUAUAAUGAUGAUCUAAUAAUCAAUAAUAAUAAUAGUACUUUACCAAUAUCAUUUUCCGAUAUGACCGGAUUAAGUGAAUCGGCAAUUCACGCUCGAGUAAGAAAUAAUUUAUAA
Messenger RNA from Brugia malayi, 531 nucleotides. RefSeq lists its product as uncharacterized. Lineage: Eukaryota; Metazoa; Nematoda; Chromadorea; Rhabditida; Onchocercidae. Gene Ontology annotation, molecular function: protein binding. The coding region runs from base 1 to 531 and encodes 176 amino acids. The record is from RefSeq and is a predicted model, not a curated record. The transcript is spliced from 3 exons.